This is a messenger RNA of Caenorhabditis angaria, 2420 nucleotides long. The record is from the annotation of a GenBank genome assembly. Lineage: Eukaryota; Metazoa; Nematoda; Chromadorea; Rhabditida; Rhabditidae.
AUGUCUGACAGUCAAAUAAUCACUCUAAACGUGGGCGGCACCAUAUACAGUACCACGCGUCAAACGCUCCUCAAAGAUCCCGCAACUCUGCUUGCGACAAUCGCAUCAUCAAGUGACGUCACAAGCGCAACCGACGCAAUCAUCAUACUCGCAGAUGGCACAAUUUUCAUUGACCGCGAUGGUGCGCUCUUUGCGCAUGUGCUCAACUUCUUGCGCACCGAUAAAUUAUCGCUUCCGGAAGAUUUCCGCGACACUGCGCGGCUGCGCGAUGAAGCCGAGUUCUAUGGAUUGGAGAAAAUGGCGGGGGCUUUGGCUGGAGCUGCGAUUUCUGUCAGCCGCCCGAGAACUGCGAAUGGAUAUAAUAAUGGAACCGGAGCAGAAACUGGUGAGAUUUGAGGGCUCUGAAGGGAAAAUUUAAAUUCCUUGUGAAAUUCUGGACCUGGGGGAGGUUUUUUGGACAAUUUUGGCAGAAAAUUGGAUUUUAGGUGACCCCCUCACAUUCAAUAAAGGGGGGGGGGUGCCUUUUUUGUUCACGGGUCAUUUUUCACGCGGAAUUCAAUUUUCCCAGUUUCAAGACCGUGAAAUUCAGAUUUUUCGUGAAAUUUUGAUCCGGGAAAGUGGUCUAGAAGGUCGAGGAAUCGAUUCCUGGUGGGAACUAAUUUUUUGUAGACUUAAUUUUUUGGUUCAAAAUUUCACGCUGAAUUCAAAUUUUCAGCUCUAAAGACUUAAAAUCACGAGCUAAGCUCAGAAAACCAUGCUAAUUAAAUUAAUUCCGAGUAAAAACGUGCACUUUUGCAAAAACUAUGUUAUUUUUUGUGUCCCACUCGUUUCCUUCCUUUUGCUUGCUUCUUCCCGUUUAUAAUUAGAAGACUUGUCUUUUUUCGCUCAUUUUCCUCUUCUUUUUUUGCUUGAAUGACAUCAACGGAAGGAAGUCGGAAGAAGCCGUGUAAUUUCAAAUUAAACACUACUCUAGCUGCUUUUUUUGACAUGAGCAAUAAGAAACAUUUUUUGAAGGGCAAUUUCUUUUGGUUCUCAAGUCUUCAAAACCAGAAAAUUCGGGAAAAAUUGUUUUAAAAAAAUUUUCGAAAAAAAAAAUUAGUUCCCACCAGGAAUCGAUCCCCCGACCUUCCAGACAACAUUAUCGGGGCAAAAUUUCACUGGAAUUCUGAAUUUUCAGAUCUUGAAACCAGAAAAUCUGAGUUGAGCGUGAAAAAUAACCCGGGAACAAAAAAGGUACCCCCCCCCCCUUACUAAUUGUGAGGGGGGUCACCUAAAAUCUAAUUUUUCGCCAAAACGGUCCAAAAAACCUCCUCCAGCUCCUAAAUUUCAUGAAAAAUCCAAAUUUCCGCUCAAAAAUCGAUAAUCUCUAAUUUCCAGGCGGCUACAUCACCCUAGGCUAUCGUGGCACAUUUGCAUUCGGUCGAGACGGCCAAGCUGACGUGAAAUUCCGAAAAUUGCACCGUAUUCUGGUGUGCGGUAGAGCGACUUUGUGUCGCGAAGUUUUUUCGGACACUUUGAAUGAGAGUCGAGAUCCGGGCGGUCCGGAUGAUAUUGAGAGAUAUACUUCUAGAUUGUAUUUGAAACAUCAGUGCUUGGAAAGGGUGGGUUUUGAAUUUUUGAGCGAAAAUUUCUAACUAAUUUUCGACCGAAAAAUCACAAAAUUUGAUGAAUUUUAGGCUAAAAAUCAAAAAAUUUGGCCAAAAAUGGGUACGGUAUGCUCCUUUAAAGGAGCAUGUCGGGUCCUGCAACGAUUAAGUGAAUAAUUGUAUGCGCCAUCGAAUUUUCAACAAAAAUUUGAAUAAACUCCACGUGGCGAAAAUUUUGAAAAUUCAAAAAUUCAUACAAUUAUUCCUCUAAUCGUGUCAAGACCCCAAAAUGCACCUUUAAAGGAACAUACAGUACCUAUUUUUGGCCGAAAUUUUUGAUUUUUAGCACAAAAUGCUCCAAAAUUUUCAAAUCUAGGCUCAAAAUGCUCCAAAUUGUUUGCAGGCAUGCGAUUUGAUGGCCGAAAAAGGCUUCAAACUGGUCGCCACGUGUUGUUCGGGUGCCAACGGUUUGUCGGCCACAAAUCAUCCGAUUUUGGCCAGUAAUAUGGGCUCAAUUUCACAAUCUGUGAGUUUUUGAGAAGGUUUUUGCUCAAAAAACUUGAAAAAAUUGACUUUCAAGUGGUUUUUGCGGGGGAAAAUUGGAUUUUUCGCAAUUUUUUUUUUAUAGAAAAUUGGGAUUUUAGGCCUCCUAGGCUCAUUUCAGGCCGUUCUCCACGUGUUCAAAGGCGCAUACCGUACUCUUUUUUGCAGGAUCUGAUGAAUCAACGAAACUGCGGUGAUUACGAAGAGCAAAGAUGGGCUCACUACACGGAAUAUGUGUUUUUCCGCGAACCGCAAAGCGGAUACAUCACUCCGUCGCCUCGAGACCUUUAA